This is a messenger RNA of Cicer arietinum (chickpea), 1033 nucleotides long. Its product is annotated as LOB domain-containing protein 19-like. Gene Ontology annotation, cellular component: nucleus. NCBI's taxonomy places the organism in Eukaryota, Viridiplantae, Streptophyta, Magnoliopsida, Fabales, Fabaceae. The record is from RefSeq and is a predicted model, not a curated record. Gene Ontology annotation, biological process: positive regulation of DNA-templated transcription; hormone-mediated signaling pathway.
UUUCAUUAUUCCAUAUCAAAAUCAAGUUAACAAUAGCUUACACUUACACACAAACUCAACAUAUCUAUAUCUCCCUCAUUAUAUAUAUCUCUUUCUUUAUGACUCACAAGAGUUUGGUUCAACUUCAACCCUAAACAAGAAAAGAUUUGGCAAAACUAAGGCAACAAAAUAGAGAGAGAUGGAUUAUUGUGGAGGAAAGAUUGGUGGAAAUGAAAGAAGUGGGCCUUGUGGUGCUUGCAAGUUUUUGAGGAGAAAGUGUGUGAAAGGUUGCAUAUUUGCACCAUAUUUUGACUCGGACCAAGGAACGGUUCAUUUUGCAGCGGUUCACAAAGUAUUUGGUGCUAGCAAUGCCUCUAAGCUACUCAUGCGUAUUCCAUCUCAUAAGAGACUUGAUGCUGUUGUUACUCUUUGCUAUGAAGCUCUUGCUAGGUCUAGAGACCCUCUUUAUGGUUGUGUUGGUCACAUCUUUGCACUUCAACAACAGGUUAUGAGCUUGCAGGCAGAGUUGACCUAUGUUCAACACAGCCUUGCAACAAUGCAACGCCUCCCAAUUUCAGUAGCUCCAUCUCUUCCAAACCCUCAAAGCUCAUCGCCGAGUCUUCAUUCCUCCUCGUCCCAUCAGUUGGGAACAAAUGCAGAUUUGCAGAGUGCCUCUAACAUGUCCAUGCAUUUUGAUCCUUUUCAACAACUUUCAACAUCAUUGGACUCGAGCAGUUUCUUCAAUCAAUCAGAUCAACAACCUCAGGAUGAGGAACUCCAAGCUUUGGCUCGAGAAUUUGUCUCUAGGUACUUGCCUGGAGUAAGAUUCCAGCCAUCUAAUUCUCACUGAGGUUUCUUUCUUGUCAUUUUUCUUGCAUUUUAAUGGCAUUGUAUUUUUUUUUUUUUUUUGUCUAAUGAAAUUAUAACUUCACUUAAUUUCCUGAGCCUGUUACUAAUUGUACCUGAACAAUUUGUACUAAUUUCAAAAAGAAUUAUGUAACCAACAUUUAGCCCUUUGGCAAAGAAAUUUUCCAUUUCCUUUUAUUAUUGGUAA